Messenger RNA from Tupaia belangeri chinensis (Chinese tree shrew), 1810 nucleotides. It is a transcript of the gene NEU1, whose product is annotated as neuraminidase 1. The transcript is spliced from 6 exons. Gene Ontology annotation, biological process: ganglioside catabolic process; oligosaccharide catabolic process. Bases 82 to 1344 code for a protein of 420 amino acids. The record is from RefSeq and is a predicted model, not a curated record. NCBI's taxonomy places the organism in Eukaryota, Metazoa, Chordata, Mammalia, Scandentia, Tupaiidae. Gene Ontology annotation, molecular function: exo-alpha-sialidase activity. Gene Ontology annotation, cellular component: cytoplasm; intracellular membrane-bounded organelle; membrane.
UGGGGUUUAAAGGGCGGGAGCUCGGGUCAGCUGACGGCCGCGUCCAGCUUCUCCGCCCGUGUCUCGGCCGCUGCGGGGAAGAUGACAGGGAAGCGACUGGACACGUCGCUGCCGGGCACUGCGUCCCGGGGCACAGCCUGGAGACUGCGGGCGCUGGGCUUCGGGGCAGGCCGUAGGGUUCCGGUGUUGGCCGCGGUCUUCCCGCUGCUGUUGUGUCUGGCGGGAUUCGGGGCUGGGGCUCAGGACGACUUCAGUCUGGGGGAGGCGCGGGGGACCAUGGAGCAGCUGUUGUGGGUGAGCGGGAGGCAGAUCGGCGCCGUGGACACCUUCCGCAUCCCGCUCAUCACAGCCACUCCUCGGGGCACCCUCCUCGCCUUCGCGGAGGCCAGAAAGAUGUCUGCAUCGGAUGAAGGAGCCAAAUUCAUUGCCCUGCGGAGGUCCCUGGAUCAGGGCAGCACGUGGUCCCCCACCGCGUUCAUUGUAGAUGACGGGGAGACCCCAGACGGGCUGAACCUGGGGGCAGUGGUGUGCGAUGUGGAGACGGGGGUAGUAUUCCUGUUCUACACCCUCUGCGCUCACAAGGCCGGCUGCCAGGUGGCCUCCACCAUGCUGGUGUGGAGCAAGGACGAUGGCGUCUCCUGGAGCCCACCCCGGAACCUCUCCCUGGAUAUCGGCACCGAGAUGUUUGCCCCUGGUCCGGGCUCCGGCAUUCAGAAACAGCGGGAGCCACGGAAGGGCCGGCUCAUCGUGUGUGGCCAUGGGACGCUGGAGAGGGACGGGGUGUACUGUCUCCUCAGCGAUGACCACGGUGCCUCCUGGCGCUAUGGGAGUGGGGUCAGCGGCAUCCCCUUUGGCCAGCCCAAGCGGGAAAACGAUUUCAACCCUGACGAAUGCCAGCCCUACGAGCUCCCAGAUGGCUCAGUUGCUAUCAACGCCCGGAACCAGAACAACUACCACUGCCACUGCCGGAUCGUCCUCCGCAGCUACGACGCCUGUGAUACCCUGCGGCCCCGCGACGUGACCUUCGACCCCGAGCUCGUGGACCCCGUGGUCGCCGCGGGAGCCAUAGCCACCAGCUCCGGCAUCGUUUUCUUCUCUAACCCAGCCCAUCCAGAGUUCCGAGUGAACCUGACCCUGCGCUGGAGCUUCAGCAAUGGCACUUCGUGGCAGAAGGAGACGGUCCAGCUGUGGCCAGGGCCCAGUGGCUACUCGUCCCUGGCAGCCCUGGAGGGCAUGGAGGGAGGGGAGCAGGGCCCGCAGCUCUAUGUGCUGUAUGAGAAGGGCCGGAACUACUGCACAGAGAGCAUCUCCAUGGUCAAGGUCAGCGUCUACGGGUCACUCUGAGCAGUGCCUGCCGCAGGGGCAGGAGGCCCUGGACUCCGCCUGCAGAGGCCCGAGACACUAGCAUUUUACAAAAUCGGCUUCUCGACAGGGAAGUUACUCCGUUAGGACUGAACGCCUGGCUUCCUCUCCACACAGGAAGCCCUGCCCUCACCUGGGAGCACUUCUUUUCCACAUGGCUGGGUGUGGCGCCCUUCCCUUCCAGCCCUGGAAGGACAGCGAUUGGUCCUCUCUCGGGCAGGGCUAGGUGGGCCUGGAGGAUUGAAUCCACGCGAACUCAGGGAAUGGGGAAAGCUGAGCUUCCUCCUUGGGUGUGGAGGAAGACGCUGCAAGAGGGUUGGUGAAAAGUCCCUGGAGGACAGGAUAUUUGGUUUCAGGGGCAAAAGCUAAGUACACCACCCCCUUGACUAUUUAUGAAUCAAAAUGUUUGUAAUUUAAAGUUUUUAAUGAAAGAGGAUGAAGACGUGUA